UGGACCUCAAUCCCGACUGGACCACACACGAUCGUCCGACCGCCUGCCAGGCGACGCGGACCGGAUCCACAUCCAUCAGGUAUGCCCCCACUGGCGCGCAUCCACUUCCCGGCUAGCCGCCUGCCGUCCAUGGAUCGUCGCCGGCCGCGAACCAUGGAGCCUGGUUGGCCCGGUCGGCGAACACUCGUUUUGGAUGCCCCUUGGCGGCCAACGGGUCUACAUGGGCACGCCGGCGGGCCUACCAUACUGCUGCGGCACGCCCCUUGGCUGGCUUGCUCUCAUGGACAACCUGCAAUCCCCAACGCGGUUCGUCCUCCGGGAGUCCCUCUCCGAAGCUGAGAUCUUUCUGCCCUGUUUGCCCGCCGUUGUCCAAGUCUUCCUCUCUGGAGACCCGCUCACCUCGCCUGAUUGGAUGGCGAUCGCAAGCCAGAAGCUCUACACUACUGGCACUUGCAUGGGCCAGACACUCUUCUUCUGGCGGCCUGGACAUGCCGCAUGGACUACGCAGCUCGAGCGGCCAAACGGCAGGAUCGAUAGCGCGGCAUUCCAUCAGGGGAAAUUCUACUUCACCGAGGUCGGGUGGACCCUUCACGCCUAUGAUCUUGACAGCUCCCCUCCCAAGCUUGUCUGGAGCACGUACCUUUACAGUGCUCUGCGAGCGUGCCAUGGAUUUCGACAGUUCCCUGGCGGUGGCAGGCCGACGUGGUACGUGGUCGCAUUCAAUGGCGAGUUGCUGCUUGUUGUGAUGUACCGGGCGCCCGACAUAAAGGCUGUCGAAGUUUACCGCCCGGACUGGGCAGCGGAGCGCCUGGAGCUGCGGGACAAGGUGACGGAUCUCGGCGAGUACUCGCUCUUCUUGGGCCGCGGUGACGCGUUUGCCCUCUGUGCAAAGGACUUUACUAUGAUCCGGAGAAAUUGUGUCUACUUUGUAGAGCACGAUACAGUCGAGCAUCAAGAUUGGGCUGUUGUGUUAGACUUGGGGUCAAAUGUUUUCCAACAAAUUCCAUAUCCCGGAGAGCAGAUGGAGGGCGCCGGCAGAAGCAAUCACUGGACGGCGUAUUCAUGGUUCUGUCCCAGAAGACCCUUCUUGAAGGGUGAAGCCCAGUAA
Triticum aestivum (bread wheat) is the source of this 1108-nucleotide messenger RNA. RefSeq lists its product as uncharacterized. The transcript has a single exon. Lineage: Eukaryota; Viridiplantae; Streptophyta; Magnoliopsida; Poales; Poaceae. The record is from RefSeq and is a predicted model, not a curated record. Bases 194 to 1108 code for a protein of 304 amino acids.